AUGUCGCCAUCGUUCAAUUGGACUGCUCUGGCGGUUGCCAUCGCCGCAGUCUUCCUCUUCUGGACCAUCUCCUCCACCUCGUCACCUUUUACUCGCUCCUUUCCCAAACUCCGCAACAAGCGCAUCUGUUUGUUGAUCGCGCACCCCGAUGACGAGGCUAUGUUCUUCUCGCCCACGGUGCUGGCACUCACCAAGCCCGAGCUUGGCAACCACCUGAAGAUCCUCUGCUUCAGUACUGGCGACGCAGACGGCCUCGGCGAAACCCGCAGAAAAGAACUCCAAAAAUCCGCUCUCCUCCUCGGUGUCCGUGACGAAUCCGACGUCUUCAUCGUCGACGACCCCACCCGCUUCCCAGACAGCAUGUCCGCAACCUGGGCCGCAGACCAAAUAACCUCCCUGCUAGCCUCAGCCUUCUCCCCAGACCUCGCUGCAACCCUAAACGGAACCGCAAAGAAGAAUCCUAAAAAGGCGCCCACCGCUACAAUCGAUGUCCUCCUCACCUUUGACCAACACGGCAUCAGCAACCACCCCAACCACCGCUCGCUGUAUCACGGUGCGAUCCAUUUCCUGCGUACCCUGAUGACGGAUAAAGAAGGGUUUAAUUGUCCUGUGACCUUGUACACGUUGACGUCUACGUCGAUGUUGCGCAAGUAUGCGGGUGUGCUGGAUGCGCCGUACUCGAUGUUGUUGGGGGUCUUGGGCAAUCUAUUCGGCGGGAAGAAGACUAGUGCUGCUGAGGGGCCGGCGCGGUUGUUGUUCGUUAGCUCCGUUGGCGAGUGGUUGACUGCGCAGUCUGCCAUGGUUAUGGGUCAUAAGAGUCAGAUGGUCUGGUUCCGGUGGGGAUGGAUUACCAUCGGGAGAUAUAUGACUGUGAAUGAUUUGAAACGCGAGAAUGUCUAG
Molecule: messenger RNA, 900 nt
Organism: Penicillium cataractarum
Lineage: Eukaryota; Fungi; Ascomycota; Eurotiomycetes; Eurotiales; Aspergillaceae
Product: PIG-L family deacetylase
Exons: 2
Coding region: 1-900 (299 amino acids)
Biological process (GO): GPI anchor biosynthetic process
Cellular component (GO): endoplasmic reticulum
Molecular function (GO): N-acetylglucosaminylphosphatidylinositol deacetylase activity
Source: RefSeq, a predicted model, not a curated record